Molecule: messenger RNA, 993 nt
Organism: Anopheles nili
Lineage: Eukaryota; Metazoa; Arthropoda; Insecta; Diptera; Culicidae
Product: dnaJ homolog subfamily C member 17
Exons: 2
Coding region: 70-993 (307 amino acids)
Biological process (GO): spliceosomal complex disassembly
Cellular component (GO): spliceosomal complex
Molecular function (GO): nucleic acid binding
Source: RefSeq, a predicted model, not a curated record
AAUCCAUUCCCAUUCCUCAGUUCGAUUGUUCGCGGAUGUUACAUUAAACUUAAAAAGAACUUCCCCACGAUGGUGGACGUCAAAAAGUUUAGUGACAUCGACCUGUACGGUCUGCUGGAGGUGGAAAUCAGUUCCACCGAGCAGGAGAUCCGCAAAGCAUACCGCAAAAAGGCCUUACAAUGCCAUCCGGACAAAAAUCCCGACAACCCAAAGGCGGCCGAGCUGUUCCAGGAGCUGUCGAAGGCGCUGGAAAUCCUGCUCGACGUAUCUGCCCGGGCCGCGUACGAUCGACUGCUGAAUGCGAAGAAAGCCGCAAAGCUGCGAACCAAGCAGCUCGACAGCAAACGACAGAAGCUGAAGGCGGACCUAGAGGAGCGUGAACGGCAGGCGAAAGAAGCGGCCACCGGCGGAUACAAAGCAGCCAGCACUAAAACACCCGAAGAGCUAUUCCAGGAAGAAUUCGACCGACUGCGAAAGGAGGGCUCUAAGCUGAUCAAGGAAGAACAGGAAAUGAUGCGCCGCCAACUGCAAGAGGAGCUGCGCAUGAUGCAGACUGCAAGCGUCCCAAGCUGGGACCCAGCGCAGCAUCGUGUCAAGAUACGCUGGAAGGCAGACAAAACGGACUCGUCAAACGGUGGCUACUCGGAGGCCGUACUGCGCAAGUUUCUCAACAAAUACGGCGAGCUGGGAGUGCUCGUGAUGAGCCCACGCAAGAACGGCAGCGCGUUGGUGGAAUUCCUCACGAAGGACGCCGCUGAAAUGGCCGUCACGUACGAGAAGGGCAGGCUGGACAACCCGUGUACGCUCGAGUGGGUCGGAGAGGCACCCGCACAAGGAAAAUCGAAGGCUGCCGGAGCGGGUGCAGGUAGCACGAUUACGGAUCGCGACUACGAGAGCUUGGUGUUGCGGCAGUUGCGUCAAGCUGAGGAACGAAAGCGCCUGAUUGAACAAAUGAUGAAAGAAGAUGAAGCCGCCGAUCCACCGGUGUCCUAA